Messenger RNA from Polistes dominula (European paper wasp), 1406 nucleotides. RefSeq lists its product as uncharacterized. The record is from RefSeq and is a predicted model, not a curated record. NCBI's taxonomy places the organism in Eukaryota, Metazoa, Arthropoda, Insecta, Hymenoptera, Vespidae.
GAUCCCUACGUAAGGCUGUAACCACGUGUUUUAUCGGAUUUGUUUAUUUUUUUUAUUGAUAUUAAAAGAUGCCGAAUUAUUGUCCAUUGUGUGAAAGAAAAGGAAUUAAAAGCAAAAUAAAACUUUUCCAAAUUAACUUGGAAGAGAUUGUAUUAGCCUGCGAAGUAGAAGAAUGUACGUGGCCAUUUGGUUACGAAGACUUUAAAUUCUUUCCUCGAAAAGUUGGAGAAGUGUUUUCAUACUAUUGGAAUAAUUACGAUAUAAAAACGGAGAAUAAUUUGGUUCCAGCACCUCUAGAAUUAUCCUUAUAUUCUCCACCGGAAACUCCUGUUAUCGAUACUUUAAAGGAUUUAACAGAAAUACUCUCCCCUCAGAGUACAACUUCUACCGGUACUAUAAACAAUAAUAUCUAUUCUACUACACCAGUUCCUUAUGGCUUAGAUCAUGAUGAUUGCUGUUUAAAGUACGAUAAAUUGAAAAACAUUGAUAAUAAAUCUGAAAAUUGUAAUAUACAUAAACAAAGUCCUGAGAUAGACGAAACUAUUCAUGAAGAUGAUCAAAAACAAUCCUGUUAUAAAAAUACAGUCGAUGUAAUUGACGAAGAAGCAAAAAUUUCUAAUGUAAUAGAUAAUGCAUUUAAUUCAGAUAUUAUUUGCGAAUCUAAUAUAGAAAAUAUUAAUAAUAUUAACACUAAUACAGUGGAAACUAAAUCAAGUAAUUGUAAAAAUGCAGAAACAUUUUUAAUAGAAGAUAAAAAGGAAGACAACUAUAAUAUAAAUAGUCAUACUAAUAUUGAGUCUUCUAAUUCUGUAUUAGACUCAGAAACUCAGAUAAAUACAUUUACUGAGAAGAAUACUACACCUUCUAAAUUGCAAGUAACUAAUGUAGAAGUAAAUGGAUUACCUGUAACUAUCUCAUACAAAGUACCUACAUUACCGUUUAAUUCUAACACAGUACUUAAUACCAAUGCAAAUUCUAUUACACUACAAAAAGACACCACCUCUCAAUCAAUAAGCAUAAGUUCUCCUGUAACUUUAAUUAAUAAGACUUCUAAAUCGCUUGAUAAAAAUAAAAAAGUUAUACUUCAAAGUAAAAAACAUACAAAUAUUGUUGCCGAUCGAAUUCAAAAACAAAAUUCACCAGUUAAAACUUUAAAAUCUUCUGUAGACGUCGACAAUAAUAUGGAAACAAAACUUGCUCAAAAUAAUGUUGACUUUAACAUCGAUGAGAAUAAGAAAACAGAAAUUAUCAAAAAUAAUAUUGACGAGAGUGUUCAUGAAAAUAUGAAAGCAGAAUUUGCCAAAAAUGAUGACAAGAACGUUAAUAAUUUGGAUAUAGAAGAUGACUUGAAUAUAGACGGUAUAUUAAACGAAUUUCUAGAAGUUUUUACUUUUAUGGAUUAUUAG